Syngnathoides biaculeatus (alligator pipefish) is the source of this 3878-nucleotide messenger RNA. RefSeq names its product prostaglandin E receptor 3 (subtype EP3) (gene ptger3). Gene Ontology annotation, cellular component: plasma membrane. The transcript is spliced from 2 exons. The coding region runs from base 132 to 1319 and encodes 395 amino acids. Gene Ontology annotation, biological process: adenylate cyclase-activating G protein-coupled receptor signaling pathway; inflammatory response; phospholipase C-activating G protein-coupled receptor signaling pathway. NCBI's taxonomy places the organism in Eukaryota, Metazoa, Chordata, Actinopteri, Syngnathiformes, Syngnathidae. The record is from RefSeq and is a predicted model, not a curated record. Gene Ontology annotation, molecular function: prostaglandin E receptor activity.
CCGGUGCGUAAAAAGGACCGGCGGCCACUUUUACGCACGGAGCUGCUCGGCUCAGUGUGGACCUCGGAAGAGAUGGUGCACGGACAUCCCCCUUUUGUGAUCCUUCUCAGCUUGUUAGCCCGUCCGAAAGGAUGACUUCGGACAUGUGUGACUUUCUCGAGGGCUCGCAAAGCACAGCAGGAGGCAUGCUGACGACCAAUGUUUCCAAGUCGGCGGGGGAAGAAAACGCCACCGGGGCCGACUCCGGUUGCAGUUACGUGUCGGUCGUCUUCCCCAUCACCAUGAUGGCCACGGGCAUGGUGGGCAACUCUCUGGCGCUCAUCCUGGUCUACACCUCCUACAGGAAGAAGGAGAACCGAAGGAAAAAGUCCUUCUUGCUCUGCAUCGGGUCUUUGGCGUUGACGGACCUUUUCGGGCAACUCCUGACGAGUCCGAUCGUGAUCUCGGUUUAUCGGGCCGACUUGCGAUGGGAGCGCAUCGACUCGUCGGGCAAUCUGUGCGCCUUCUUCGGCGUGUGCAUGACCACCUUCGGCCUGUGCGCGCUCUUAAUGGCCAGCGCCAUGGCCGUCGAGAGAGCCACGGCCAUCACCAACCCGCACUGGUACUCCAACCACAUGAAGACCAGCGUGACCAAGCAGACUUUGGUGGUCAUCUGGUGCCUGGUGUUGCUCUUCGCCCUCUUGCCCGUCGCGGGGGUGGGCAAGUACACCCGCCAGUGGCCCGGCACCUGGUGCUUCAUCAGCACCGGGGACAGAGAAGUGCCCGGCAACAUCUUUUUCUCCUUCACUUUUGCCAUACUGGGGAUAUUCUCGCUGCUCGUCACGGUGUCCUGCAACGUGGUCACCAUCCGCGGCCUGAUCCUUCGCUGUAAGACCAAGUCGGGCACGUCUCAGGCCUCCAAGCACUGGGAAAGACUAACCACGGAGACCGUCAUUCAACUCAUGGGGAUUAUGUGCGUCCUGCUUGUGUGCUGGUCUCCUCUGCUGGUGCUGAUGCUGAGGAUGAUCUCCACUCAGGUGUCCUCUCAUGAAUGUAGUCCAUCAGAAGGGAGCUCCCAUCCCUCCUCCGUGCGAGACGUCCAGUUGGACUGUAACUUCUUCCUGACCGCCAUCCGCCUGGCCUCGCUCAACCAGAUCCUGGACCCGUGGGUUUACUUGCUCCUCAGAGAGAUCCUCCUUCGCAAGUUCUGCCUGGUGGCCAAUGCGGUCUCCAACUGCUCCAUAGAGGACCAGAAGGAGACCCAAACUGCUCUGGAUGCACUUAAUAAGCAGAACCAAGAAAGCCUCCAGAAGCCCCAAACUAGCAAAGAAGACUUUUGAACAAGAAAGAUUUGCACACGUAAAAUGGAAAUCCUGCAUGUGGAAGUGUAUUUUCUUUUCAAAAUGUGAAUACAUUUCAUAUCAGAGAAGUGUGACUCGAGUCCAAACUGAAGUGAUCUCUCUUUUUUCUUCUUCUUUUUUUUUUUGGGUCAUCACCUUUUUACAUUAAGAUAAAAACCAUCUCUUGUACAGGAAUGUAACUAUUUUUGAUGACAAAAAGUUGGGGAGUGACAAAGAAUGCAAAAUUAUUUGAAAAUGAUGACUGUGUGCUAAAUACUUUCCAGGCCAAACACUUAUAAUGCUGCCUAAGGGAUAUCACUGAAUGUAAAUAAAAUGUAAAAAACUACGUCACCAAUGCAAAUCACACAAUCCGGUGGCUUUAUAAGCUUCUGUUAAUAUUGAAUUAAGUGUUCUGUUAAUUCAUGGUGUGAAGUCCAUUUUUAAAGGAUCAUGAAGUUUGCUCUAUGUGCCAAAUGCCUAGCAUCGCAAUUACAUGUAUUAUAGAGACGCGCUCAUUUACCAGUUAGGUAUUUAUUUAUUCAUGUUAUUUAUUUUUUUUUUAAAAAAUGCCAUUUUUAGCUUUCUCGUUGAGGAACAUUAUAAACAAGAUGCCGCAAUUGUGCCUUCCCCAGCACAAUAGCCAGCAGAAACAGUGCUUGCUGGCCUGUUUUGUGUGUACAGUGCAGUACACGAGCUGUGUGCUGAGCAACCUGUCCCGGUGUAAAUUUCUCAUUUGUUUCACAAGAUGUUUCAUAGUUUAAUAUAAUCACCUAAUUAAAAUGGAACAUACGAUAGGAUGAGGAAACGCGUGUCUGAUGAGCUCUACGCGUGACCUCUUGAUUUUUCUACGUUAGCAUUACAAGAAAUUACUGCUCCGUGAAACGGAUGCGCCACUAAUUUUAAGUGCUGCUUUUAAUGAGGAGCAUCAAUUCCAAGCACAUGUUCAGAUGUCAACAUAAACCUCCACAACUUGUGUGGUUGUGACAUUUGACUACGUCCCGUUUUCAUGUUGCCUUGACUCAAAUGGUUUCCACAUGAAUCUGAGCCAUCUUAAUCUAAUUUUACUUCCCCUGCACAUAGGAGUAUAAAAAUAAUUGUCAAAAUGUAUCUACAGAUUUUGACAUGUUUUCUUUAUUUUGGGUUAAAAGGGAUUUUUAUAUUAAAAAAACUUAUGAUUCAAUUUUUUUUAUAUUUUCGUUCAUUUUAUGAAACUAGUUUUGUUUGUUAUUUUUUUAUGAAAAACUGUACAUUUGUUUUAUCAGAAAAAGGAAAAGUAGUUUUAGUUUAUCCUUUAAAAAAAUAUACAUAUUCCAUUUAGAAGAAAAAAAGUUUAUUUUUACUUUUAGUUUGAAAAAUGACAAAAGUGUAAUUUGGUUUUGAAAUUAAAAUACAUUUGAUGUAUUUUUUCUCUUUCACAAACAGUGGGCAUAUUAUCCAUAUCAGAAGGAAUUGAUCAGUUUUUCAUUUUAUCCAUACACAAUUUAUAUUAUUUCGGAUAAAAAUGAUGACAAUUUAACAUCUUUAUGUAAGGAAAAACAACAAGCGUGACAGAGUUUCGGAAUUGCUGUUUGAAUUCAAAAGCAACAUUACGCUUUCUUGAAUGCUCGAUUUUCCAGUGACAGUCAGCUUGAAAAAAAAGAAAAACCUGACAUGAAUUACAUAUGUAUCUGGCAUCACGGUGAACUGAGUAAAAGUAUGACAUUUUCUCAAAAUAUCUAGCACUAAUGACUUUGCCUUUAUGUCACUAAACUCAACUUUAGAGGGAACAAUGUUUGGUUUCAUUUAACAGUCAAAAAUGUUACUCUUGUCCGAUGAAAUGAGACUUUCAGCAGGGAAUCCAAAACCGCAAUGCCACCAAUUUUCAUAUGACGCUUGUUUGUCCAAAUUCCUGAUCGAUGCAGGUUUGACCGAUAAACACGUUGCCUUUGAAUCAGCAUUUAAGUGACACACUGAACCUUGCAUGUUUGUCUUUGAAAUGAAAUGCUGGGAUCACAUUUGUAUUCAUGCGUUUGACAUAGUAAACACAUGCAUACCGUAGACAUAUCUGUAAAAUAUUACAUACGUAUCAAACAUGGCAAUUUCAUCCAACUGAAAUGCAGAGAAAUGGGGGGAAAAAACAUCAAAGCACUUAUGUUGAAUUGAACUUUACUGACCUGAUUCUUAGAUGAGGGCUAUUCACACACAUGCUGGAACAUUGCAAAUGUUUUUUUUCUUCCAUUUUCAAUGUUGUGUUUCAUAAGAAAGUAUACAGUAUUAGGAAUGCUGUCACUGAGCAACCUUUGAUCAUGUCUUUGAAGUCUGCUGAGCACUUUUGAGUCAUUUGCAAUCGCAAUGUAACUUCUUACUUUAUGUGGCGCUUCAAUGUUGUGAGCCAAAUAAAGAAAAGAAACACUUUCAAUGUUUGCAAUAGGUGUUUAUUCUUUAUUACAUGAUAUAAUCAUAGCUAAUAUAGGUACACUGAUCAAAGACCAGGAGCAAUUCCUUGCUUGUAUGUAAAAGUAGAAAACUCAACGCUCUCUGAAAUUGAAAACGUCCGCAUUAAAGCACUUGAUAAAGGUG